Messenger RNA from Histoplasma capsulatum G186AR, 738 nucleotides. RefSeq lists its product as uncharacterized. The record is from RefSeq and is a predicted model, not a curated record. The coding region runs from base 1 to 534 and encodes 177 amino acids. NCBI's taxonomy places the organism in Eukaryota, Fungi, Ascomycota, Eurotiomycetes, Onygenales, Ajellomycetaceae. The transcript has a single exon.
AUGUCAACUACUGAACUGAGCAGCUCAAGCCUCAAGAAACUCGAAGAAGAAGCGAGACGCGCACAGUUAGCGAGGUUCGAAAAGGACAAGGCAUUAAAGGAGAAAUAUAAAAAACAUCCGCCCUGGUCGGCGGAGGACUGGCAAAGAGCUAAGGCAGCACCGCCACGACCGCCGGUUCGGUACCCCGUCAUCAUAUCGAGUUCGGGAACUUUCCCCACCGCUGAGAAAGUGAAAGAAGUUGCCAAUCUCCCGAGCGUGCCGGAGGUACUAUGGACGACCAUGACGACGAUGUUCGACAGCGAGCCAGAGCCGGAAGAACCGGAAAAGGUGCAAUACUGCGUCCUUGACUUCGAUGCUUUGCAGUUGAUUGAGAACUACGCAAAGGGUGAAGAUGUGGCGAUUUGGUUUGAGGGCAAGAAGCGAACGGCUUGGUUGUCACCCCGUAGACCUCGUCAAAAGAGACAGCCUCCACCAGGUGAACCACCAGGGGUUUUUGCCCCUGCCUUCGAUGAUGAUUCCUCUACCGAGGGUUAAUGAAUUGCACUUGAAACGUCUAAAAGAGGCUCAUUUAGCUUCUGGAGAACUUGAACACAAACAAGAAAGCUUGCCCCAUACCAGAUAUUUCAAAAAAAACAUGGAAACUUCAUUUUACCCAUUCGAGUUUUUUUUUUUUUUUGUGGUGGACAGUUGAAUCCCUCCAGAGAAGUUCAACACUUCAUCAUGUUAGUAAUGAUUUGC